AUGGGGAGAGGUAGGGUUGAGCUGAAGAGGAUAGAGAACAAGAUCAACAGGCAAGUGACCUUCGCCAAGCGGAGAAAUGGCCUUUUGAAGAAAGCUUACGAGCUUUCCGUUCUUUGCGACGCUGAGGUCGCUCUGAUCAUCUUCUCCAAUAGAGGAAAGCUGUACGAGUUCUGCAGUAGCUCGAGGUAA
Thlaspi arvense is the source of this 189-nucleotide messenger RNA. NCBI's taxonomy places the organism in Eukaryota, Viridiplantae, Streptophyta, Magnoliopsida, Brassicales, Brassicaceae. The record is from the annotation of a GenBank genome assembly.